AUGGCCACUCGGAGCAUCAAUGAAGAGGCUUUUGCUGGAUCUCACUCUGGAACACGCAACUUACAACUACCCAUGAUUGUGUUGAUGUUGGUUUUUAUUGCGAUCAACGGCGUGGUUGGAAAAUCUGGUGAUGCAGGACCUAGACAGAUAGCCGGAUAUCCGGUAGACACAGGCUACAGACAGCAGGGUCGUGGAGCCACACCUGUCACUGAGGAAACGUCAGACGAACAACAAUAUCAACAGCAACAGCAACAAGCAGCUGUACAGCAGCAGCAGGUGUACGCCCAACUGUUGGCCCAGAAACAGCAGUAUUUGGGAAAUGUUCAGCAGCAACGGGUGCAGUUCCCUCAACAACAGCAACAGCUACAAACCUACCAGCAGCAACAACAAUACCAGCAGCACCAACCGUACCAGGAGCAACAACAAUACCAGCAGCAAGAACCGUACCAGCAGCAACCACAAUACCAGCAGAAACAACAGUACCAGCAGCAAACACAAUACCAGCAGGAACAACAGUACCAGCAGCAACCACAAUACCAGCAGGAACAACAGUACCAGCAACAACCACAAUACCAGCAGCAACAGCAGCCUGGAUCACAAAGGCUACGUCAGCCCGAGAGCCUUGCCUCCUCAGCGGCUCUACUAGGAGUAAAGUUCUCUGCAGCCCCCGCCGUGGCUCGUACUGUCUACCGCACUAACACGGGAGUUAACUUUUCGUACCGAUAA
Messenger RNA from Macrosteles quadrilineatus (aster leafhopper), 726 nucleotides. RefSeq names its product GATA zinc finger domain-containing protein 10-like. The record is from RefSeq and is a predicted model, not a curated record. Bases 1 to 726 code for a protein of 241 amino acids. The transcript has 2 exons. NCBI's taxonomy places the organism in Eukaryota, Metazoa, Arthropoda, Insecta, Hemiptera, Cicadellidae.